Molecule: messenger RNA, 1425 nt
Organism: Lottia gigantea (owl limpet)
Lineage: Eukaryota; Metazoa; Mollusca; Gastropoda; Lottiidae
Exons: 8
Biological process (GO): maturation of LSU-rRNA from tricistronic rRNA transcript (SSU-rRNA, 5.8S rRNA, LSU-rRNA)
Cellular component (GO): nucleolus
Molecular function (GO): ATP binding; nucleic acid binding; RNA helicase activity
Source: RefSeq, a predicted model, not a curated record
GAUAAAUCUUUUGCUGCUUUAUCAGAGAUGGUGUCAGAAGAGACCUUGAAGGGGGUCAGUGAAAUGGGUUUUACACACAUGACAGAUAUACAGGCAAAAUCUAUACCACAAUUAUUAGAGGGCAGAGAUUUGAUGGGUGCAGCAAGGACAGGUAGUGGGAAAACAUUAGCUUUCUUAAUACCAGCUGUGGAACUUUUACACAAGUUAAAAUUCAUGCCACGUAACGGCACUGGAUGUAUUAUUAUAUCUCCAACAAGAGAAUUGAGUAUGCAAACUUUUGGUGUUUUAAAAGAACUCUUAAAGUAUCACUAUCAAACAUAUGGAUUAGUAAUAGGUGGUGCUAAUAGAAAGGAAGAAGCUAAAAAGUUAGGAAAGGGUAUCAAUAUAUUAGUUGCUACUCCAGGUCGUUUACUAGAUCAUUUACAGAAUACUGGAGAUUUUAUGUAUAAGAAUUUACAAUGUUUGAUAAUAGACGAAGCUGAUAGGAUAUUAGAUAUGGGAUUUGAAGAAGAAAUGAGAUCAAUUAUAAAAUUACUACCCAAACGUCGACAAACAAUGUUGUUUUCUGCAACACCUACUCGUAGAACUGAAGAUUUAGCAAGAAUAUCAUUAAAGAAAGAACCACUAUAUGUAGGUGUUGAUGAUACUAGAGAAAUAGCUACUGUUGAUGGUUUACAGCAGGGCUAUGUUAUUUGUCCAUCAGAUAAAAGAUUUUUGUUGUUAUUCACAUUUUUGAAAAAGAAUAGAAAGAAGAAGAUUAUGGUUUUCUUUAGUUCUUGUAUGUCCGUCAAAUUCCAUUAUGAACUAUUGAAUUAUAUUGAUUUACCUGUUUUAAGUAUACACGGUAAACAAGCUCAAGAUAAGAGAACAAACACAUUUUUCAAAUUUUGUAACACAAAAGAAUGUAUCUUGUUAUGUACUGAUGUGGCUGCUAGAGGACUUGAUAUUCCUGAAGUAGAUUGGAUCAUUCAGUUUGACCCUCCUGAUGAUCCUAAGGAAUAUAUUCAUCGUGUGGGUAGAACAGCUAGAGGUGAUGGAGGUAUUGGACAUGCUCUAUUGAUACUCAGACCAGAAGAACUUGGAUUCUUACGCUAUCUCAAACAAUCAAAAGUUCAACUGAAUGAAUUUGAAUUUUCUUGGAGUAAAAUAGCCAAUAUUCAACCUCAAUUGGAGAAACUGAUUAGUCAGAAUUAUUUUUUGAAUAAAUCGGCUAAAGAAGGUUAUAAAGGAUUUGUUGGUUCUUAUGCUGCUCAUGCACAUCGAGAUAUAUUUGAUGUUCAGUCUUUAGAUCUACAGAAAGUAGCAUUGUCCUAUGGUUUUUCUGUUCCUCCUUUUGUAGAUCUUAGUAUCCUUUUAUAUAAAUACACUCACCUUAUUCAUCAGGCCAUGUAUUCUCGAAACGAUCUUAGCUAUAGGAUGUCCUAG